Lepisosteus oculatus (spotted gar) is the source of this 754-nucleotide messenger RNA. It is a transcript of the gene coxfa4l3, whose product is annotated as chromosome 5 C15orf48 homolog. The record is from RefSeq and is a predicted model, not a curated record. NCBI's taxonomy places the organism in Eukaryota, Metazoa, Chordata, Actinopteri, Semionotiformes, Lepisosteidae.
GUGCGUAUGACUGUCUACGUGACUUGGACCUCGUCUCAAUUUCCGAAAACGAUAUAAGGGGGGAGUGGCGGCGCAGGCAAUCAGAGAUCUGCCAGACAACUUUCGCAGCGGGUUGAAGGCACCACCAGGAAAUAAAAAUGUCUGCGUUUUUCCAAAUGUUAAGGAAAAAGAAAGAACUUAUUCCGUUAAUUGGUAUUAUGACCUUUGCAGCAACUGGUGCCACUACCGCCUGCCUUUACUUCUUGUUCACUAAAUCGGAUGUCAUCAUUAACAAGGCAGGGAAUCCCGAACCGUGGGAGAACCUAGAUCCAAGAAAACCCCAAAAGCUCAUUACAAUAAACCAGCAGUGGAAGCCCGUGGAGGAGCUGCAGAUGGUGAAGAGCAUAACCAAGUAGAGAUGACCCUGCCUGCUCUAAAGUCUCUGUGUCCACCAGCCUGCCUGCACCCUAUCAAUCUAACGGAAUCAUUUCUGCACAGACUAGACUCUGAGAACCAGUGUGCGGAAAUGCUUCUGCUACAUUGGUAGGGUCUGACCACCAACAGGUCUGUGGGACUGUAGUAGGUCCUUCAGCUGGAAUUCACUAAAGCAAGCGCCGCACAGCUAGGAAAACAGAGGACUGAACAUUCUGGCAGCUCGUCCUCAUUAAACCAUGUGAUUGUAUUAUAGCAAAAUGUGACUGAUUACCCUUAUUCACUAUACUGAUUAACAUAGUGUACAUAAUGGCCUAUAAAAUAAAGAAUGUAGUUCAAAGAU